Messenger RNA from Thrips palmi, 928 nucleotides. RefSeq lists its product as uncharacterized. Lineage: Eukaryota; Metazoa; Arthropoda; Insecta; Thysanoptera; Thripidae. The record is from RefSeq and is a predicted model, not a curated record. The transcript is spliced from 3 exons. Gene Ontology annotation, molecular function: DNA binding. The coding region runs from base 50 to 772 and encodes 240 amino acids.
GAGAAAAGGGGGGUGGGGGAGAGGGAGGAAGUCCAGCACAGCAGAAGACAUGGCAGUGGUGAAUUUGGACACCACUGAAAUGGAGAAUAGUUGUCCUCCCCAACAAAGAUUCUUGUGGUCAGACGCUGAGACUGAAUAUUUUUUGAAGCUGCUAGCUGAAUAUCAAGUCACACGCCACCUCGAAUACAGGAAAUAUCGAAAUGCUGGGGUGUUUCAGGCUUUGGAAGGACCCAUGCGUGAAGCGGGUUAUAAACGAAACUUCAACCAACUCCGAAUUAAAUGGAAAAAUAUGAAAAAAACCUUUGUAGAAGGUAGACGAUUAGAUGCUGCUGGAUCACUCCCAUACUCGGCUUGUCCUUUUUAUGACCAGCUUUAUGGAUUAUUAAAAAAUGAUCCUUCAGUUUGUCAAAAAAGUGCUUGUGGGGAAGACACACCCACAAACUUCGACAUAGUUGAUGCCAGUACAACUCCAGAUUUUAGAGAUGACUUAGAAGAAAGCCAUGAGGAGUCAGCUUUGGAUUUAUUCAGUAACUUCAGUAAAACGACUGAAGUGAAUGUUAAAAAGGAAUUUUUAGACUUAAACGAACUACCUUGUGCUGAGCCAAGUGAACCAGUUCAGAAGUUAAAGUGUCUCCAAAAUGCAGAUCCUGAUGAACUCUUUCUGGCUAUGAUAUUGCCUGAUAUUAAGAAGCUUUCAGCUCCGAAGAAGAGGAAAGUAAAAAUGGAAGUUCAAAGAUUACUUGAUGACGCAUUAACCGAAGAGGACCAGUAGCUCAAACCGUGUGGGCUUAUGAUUUCCAUCAUUUUUCCAUUCCGUGGAAGAGUAACUUUUCCUUAUUCCUGGUUAUUUUUGUAAAAUGUCGGUGUACUUCCCACCACUUUCUUUUGUAUUUGAUUGUAUUUGCCCUCUUAAACUGAAAUCUUUUGA